AUGGGACUCAAUAAUGGCAAAGGUGUAUGUGACUGGUACAAGCCUUCACCUACAGAUAUUACAGCAUUGAAAGCUAAGUUAUACCCGGGUGAUAGGCUGGAGUUCACCAACAGCCCAGAUGGAUUGUGGUAUUGCCACUGGGGUAUAUAUGUCGGUCCAUACCAAGGUGAAAAACACGCUGUCAUCCAUUUCGGUAUAUUCGAAGGAGGGAAGAGAUUUGCCAGAAAGAAGCUAUCAGGCAGAGCGAAUGCUGCCCCUCAAAAGCCCGAGAUACGAGCUGAUACUAUUGAGAAGAUUCUAGGCGGUUCCUGCAAGGUGAGGAUCAACAACUUCAGAGACACUCUAAAGCAGCAUCAGGAUACCGACUGUAUCAUUCAACAGGCAAAGGACAUGCAUCAAUAUGAAGGACAGACGACUGUUUACGAUCUCGUCGACAGCAACUGCGAGCAUUUCGUGAAUUUGUGUCGAUACGGUGAACACCACACUGUCAUCCUUAAGGGCUUCAGUAUCGGUAGUCAAACCAGCGGUUCCAGUUCAGCUGGAGGGAGGGAUGUCAAUCCAAAUUAG
Molecule: messenger RNA, 567 nt
Organism: Patiria miniata (bat star)
Lineage: Eukaryota; Metazoa; Echinodermata; Asteroidea; Valvatida; Asterinidae
Product: phospholipase A and acyltransferase 1-like
Exons: 2
Coding region: 1-567 (188 amino acids)
Biological process (GO): N-acylphosphatidylethanolamine metabolic process
Cellular component (GO): cytoplasm
Molecular function (GO): glycerophospholipid phospholipase A1 activity; A2-type glycerophospholipase activity
Source: RefSeq, a predicted model, not a curated record